This is a messenger RNA of Caenorhabditis angaria, 4732 nucleotides long. The record is from the annotation of a GenBank genome assembly. Lineage: Eukaryota; Metazoa; Nematoda; Chromadorea; Rhabditida; Rhabditidae.
AUGCUUUUGGUUUUGUGGCUCGCUUUUCUACCGUAAGUUUUCAUUUUAUGUUCACAAUAUUAAGAUAAUCAACAACAAUAAAUUAGUUUUUCAGAAGUCCAACCGAUGCAAGCAUCAAAUGUCUCUUUUGCCUCGAUCACCGUUAUGUAAGUUUGACUUGAAAUCUAACAAUUAGAACAGAAAAAACAACUAUUUUUUGAGAACCUACCCCGCCCUUACUCCCAUUCAUAUUCAGAUUCUGAUAAGAUUCCAGUAUUUUAGAAAUUUUGGGGUAUAUUUCUAGGAAUAGUAGAAACUCCUGAAACUCAGUUUUUCAUAUCUAAUUACUAAUUCAAAAUUGCCCUGAACCUCCCCACUUAUUCACUCACAAGUCAUUUAAAUUUCAGCUCAAUUAUGUUCAACACAAUACACACGCUGAAAACAAUCGCCGAAUGGGAUAUCCAACAAACAUUAUCAAGAGUCAAUGCAAAGAUAUGAUUUUUACAUAUGUGAGUAUUUUAUUGAAAUCUUUGUUGAACCAUUUUCUUAAUCAAUGUUCAAUAUUUCAGCGUGAUUGCGAACAUUCUUGCCUCAAAGUUCACCUUGCCAAUGAAACCGAAAACGAUGGUAUUGUAACAGUUGGAUAUAUUUAUGCGUGCAGCUCAAGAAUUAUUGAAAGACCACCAAACAAUCUCGACCUCCCAGAAAACUUGGACAAAUUCAAUGGAACUUUGGAGUAUACUGAUCAAUUGGGUUAGUUAAUUAUUGUUAACAACAAACCCAAAUGAAACCGAGCCAUUUUCAGAUGAUCAUAUGUUUUUCGAAAUCACUUUUUAUCGAGAAGUCACUAAAGACAUCUAUCCAGUCUACCAAACUGCUGCGAAAAAUGACGCCAAUUUCUCACUCAAACUUAUGACUGGUCUUUUUCUCAUUGCAAUCGCUGGAGCCAUCUUUUUUGGUGUGGUGAGUUUAAUAAUUUUAUGAAAUUUCAAUUGAUUGAAACAUCAGAUGAAGCUCAAGAAAACCAUUCACAAAACCGAAUCGAUCAAUCUGCUUCAAGAUAGUGAUGAUAUGUAGAGUUCUUAUUGAACAUUCACUAACUUUUUUUGUGUAACCUUACAUUUUCACUUUAUUUUUUAAAAGUUUUUUUCCAGACUAUCUUUUUUCUGCUUUUUGUUCAACUUAUUAUUUUUCAUGAGCAAUCUUCUAUUUUCACUUAUUAUUCCGAGGUUUCUGUAACUCCCUCACAAGUUCAAUUCAAUUUACUCAUUUUUUUCAACAUUACUUUCGAAUUAUUACUUUUCACCUAUAAUCCUAGUUUUUCUCUUUUUCUAUGUUUGGAUGAGUUUUUUCUCGGUUUUUGUCUGAUUUCAAAUAAACACUUUUCUAUAUUAUUUUCUCUCAUUGUUCAGAUGAUUUUCACAUACAUUUACAGAUAAAAUACAUAGAACCAAGAAAUACAAAACCAUAUCAAAUCCCUAUCUAGUCUAAUUACUUAUCAUUCAAAAAACUCAUAGCUGCCAACACACACAUUUUUCACAAGGCAAAGAGAAAAAGAGAGAGAGAGAGCACAUAGAUUUCAGAGGGUGCAAGACAGUGAGACACUUGUUGGUCCCUGCCGCGUAUUGAAAUUUAUGGAAAAGAGUGCAUAUUUUGCUCGGAAAUUUGCAACUUUAAUAACCUAAUCAUUUUUUUUUGUUUAGAACUCAACGCAUUUUUUUGGUUAACUGGGAAAAUGAUAUAAAAUCAAAUGCUAUAUGGUAAUCAUCUUCAAAACUUCCUAUUUGCGAUCUGACCAGUGAAUGUUUUUUGAUUAUCUCGAAAAUUAGGAAAUAUUCAAUAAUUUAUUGUAUUCAUCACAGCUUCUUUCAUAUUUAUAAAGUAAAAAUAAUUAAAAUAUGAUGCAUUAAUUACCGUUCAACAAAAACAGCAGAUGUUCGCAAAAAAUCGAUAAUAAUUGCAACCUUCCCAAAAACCACGCUGUUUGUUGUGGUGAGAAAAGGUCCAUAAGAGGAGAGUGCGUUUUUCCUUUUUUGCAAAUAUAGUUCGGAAAUGUGUGCUAUGUUGCAGAGAUUUCUAAUUUUGCUUUCGGUGAUUUUUUUGAGGUAGGUUCAAAUUUUAAUUUCGUUGAAAAACAGAAAACCUUAAACUUUUUCGAAAUUUUUUUUUACUAAAUAUUAAAAAAUGAAGAAAAAAACUAUUUAAUUUUUAUACUCGAAAAAUGAUUUAUCAUUUCAAAACCCUAUAUACAGUAGCGUGCAAAAAGAUACGAACACCCUGCAAUUGUAUCGUUUCACGGGACCUAGUGGUCCAAUCGUUCUGAAAUUUUUUGGAGUGUUACUGGGGCCCCAAAAAGCUUUUUCUACAAGCGGGAUAUUGUAGUUACUAGCUGAAGAGUUCGAAGAACUCGGAUAUCAAACAUCAAUUUUUAGAAAUUCUCACAAAUUUUAAAACAUCGUUGAAAAAAUAUUUUUUUAGUCUCAAUUAUCAUCAACUUUCAUUUUUUAUGUCUUCAGGAAGAAGUUAGCUCUCGAUUCCGACCUCAACUUAAUGAUUUCAUUGCCUACAAGGCUCAUUCUGAAGGUUCUAGGAAGACCAUCCAGAGAACCUGAAAAUGCACAAAUCUGGAUUUUUGAUGAUAUUUUAGCGUUGAAAUGUGUUCAAAACACUCUAAACUAGUCAUUUGAACCAUUCUACACAAAAUUCCAAUCAAAUUCCGAAGUUUUAACUCAAUUCGCACAUCACUGCAUUUUCGAUGUUUUUCUAGAUCUUUGAUUGCACAUCAUCAACAACAUCAAAAUUGACUUUUCAUUGAUCGAACUUGUUUUUUAGAUGACUGUUCAUGUUUAUCAAGUGCCAUGAAUGUGCUAGCAGUCGUAAUUUGAGAUUGCUAGAAGCUGAAAGCUGACCUCUAUGAAAACUCUUCAUUUUCAAUUGGUUUCCUUUAUAAAAUUACCCUAUUUUGGUAGUUCGAUGUUUAUCGAUCUGCUACUGAGCCGAUGGAUUUUUUGAGUGGAAUUGAUGAACUUUUCAGUGUUUAGAACUUCUUUAAGAAUUAGUUCGAUCAAUGAAAAGUCAAUUUUGAUGUUGUUGAUGAUGUGGAAUCAAAGAUCCAGAAAAACAUCGAAAAUGCAGUGAUGUGCGAAUUGAGUCAAAACUUCGGAAUUUGAUUGAAAUUUUGUGUAGAAUGGUUCAAAUGACCAGUUUAGAGUGUUUUGAACAUAUUUCAACGAUAAAAUAUCAUCAAAAAUCCAGAUUUGUGAAUUUUCAGAUUCUCUGGAUGGUCUUCCUAGAACCUUCAGAAUGAGCCUUGUAGGCAAUGAAAUCAUUAAGUUGAGGUCGGAAUCGAGAGUUUAUGUCUUCCUGAAGACAUAAAAAAUGAAAGUUGAUGAUAAUUGAGACUAAAAAAAUAUUUUUUCAACGAUGUUUUGAAAUUUGUGAGAAUUUCUAAAAAUUGAUGUUUGAUAUCCGAGUUCUUCAAACUCUUCAGAUAGUAACUACAAUAUCCCGCUUGUAGAAAAAGCUUUUGGGGCCCCAGUAACACUCCCUAAAAAUUUCAGAACGAUUGGACCACUAGGUCCCGUGAAACGAUACAAUUGCAGGGUGUUCGUAUCUUUUUGCACGCUACUGUAUAUAUUCCAUCGAUGUGUAAUAUAUAUGUAUAUAUAUUUUGCAGGUAUGUUCAAUCGGAAAACAUUUGUAUUUUCUGCUACGAGGAUGACUUGGUGAGUUGAAAUUGCAAAAAAAAACAGAUUAUAAAUAAAACUGAUAAUUUUCAGGUUAAUAAUAUCAAAACCCUCAAACUCGAUGUUGAUCUUCAAAUUCCGCCAGAUUUUGUGGAUGUAAAAUGCAGAAACGAAGAUCAUAUACGGGUUUGUUGUAAAAAUAAAAUAAACGUGUAUAAUAAUACAUUUUUUACAGAUUCUUUGUCAAGAUGCAUGUAUGAUAGUACAACUUUUCAAAUGGCCACACACAGCAAUAAGUCAAGGUUCGUUAUAAUUUUUAUUAGGGGGAACCUUUUUACCAAAAAUGUUUGAAACUCCAAAGAUUUACAGGUGUCAUGUUCACAUGCAGUACAGAUGUCAUGAGAAAUUUCUAUGUGGCGACUAAUCAAACACAAAAUUAUUCAGAACUUCAAGAUCAAGCUAUAAAAAUAAAAGGUGAGGUUUUCAUUUGUUGUUGUCUAAUUAACAAUCAUUUUCACAGACACUAAUUAUUACUUCAAAAUAGCUCUAUUGGAUUCUCUUCCAAAUAGAACAAUCUAUGAUGACGAUACUGGCACAACAACGUGCAUACCCGAACAGGAACUUACGACAUCAAAACCCAAACCAGAAUAUGAAAGAAGCGUUGUUGUCGAUACAUUCAGAGAUUUAACUUUUCUUCUCAUAUUUGUGACCACAUUCUUAUUUUUAUUGGUGAAUGUGAGUUUUUUGUUGGAAUUUUAUAAAGUUGAAUCGGGAAUUAUGACCACGGAGUAUCGGAAAGAAAAAAAAAAACUUGAACGCCCAGUUUACUAUUUUCGGGUUACUUAGCUCAUUUCUUACAUUUAGACUUUAACAAAAUCAAAUCUAUGAGAAACUAUUUCCUACGAUUGAAUUUACAGAUACGAUCGAUCAUCCAUUAUAUCAAAAAAAUGAGAAACAGAAGUUCGGUGAGAUUAAUGCUUGAACAAAGACGUGCAUUCACUGGGAAUUCGAAACCAGAACAACAACCAAAAAUAGAAAGACAAAUAAUUCAAAUUCAACCUGUGUAA